This is a messenger RNA of Plasmodium knowlesi strain H, 1422 nucleotides long. RefSeq names its product mRNA-binding protein PUF2, putative. NCBI's taxonomy places the organism in Eukaryota, Apicomplexa, Aconoidasida, Haemosporida, Plasmodiidae. Bases 1 to 1422 code for a protein of 473 amino acids. Gene Ontology annotation, molecular function: mRNA binding. Gene Ontology annotation, cellular component: cytoplasm. Gene Ontology annotation, biological process: post-transcriptional regulation of gene expression. The transcript is spliced from 4 exons. The record is from RefSeq and is a predicted model, not a curated record.
AUGGAGUCUGUCUUCCUUGAUAAUUCUUGCUUGAGCGACGACGUGAACCACAUAAUGAUUGACUUCCCCUUAAAGGAUCAGUUUUAUUAUCUGAAGAAGUUGCAUUCCUGCUCGAUGAUAUAUAGGGGCAUUCCCACUACUAGAGCGCAGAUGAUGUGUUUGCCGACUCCCCUCACGGGGGACCACUGUUCCUUCCUCCUCGGUAGGAAGACAGGUGGUUCGGACUCUAUUGGAGAGAACCCAUCAAACGUAGGCGCAGUUGAGUGCUCAUCCAAUACGGUAGACCCCCACACCGAUAACAUCAACAGUGAGGGCGUACCCACCGAUAACAUCAACAGUGCGAACGUACCCACCACUAACAUCAACAGUGCGAACGUACCCACCACUAACAUCAACAGUGUGGAUGUAGCCACGACUACCUCCCCAGCAAACGAAGCCAAGACCGACCGAGAAAAACUAAUGAGCGAUAUCCUCUUCCUGUGCUUUUACAAAAAUGGAUGCAAAUAUGUAAUAAAUAAAAUGAAGGAAAAUGAGGAGACAGAGGAAAAGAAGAUAAUUCAGAAAUCACUUCUACUAGAUGCAGUAUCGCUAUGUCCAGAUGUGUAUGGAAGUUACGUUGCGCAGAGUGUAUUCGACUUAAGUGACGAGACCUACAAGGAACGCUUCGCAGACCAAUUUCUUGAACAGACAAGAUACCUCUCUCUACACACAUAUGGGUGUCGUCUCAUCCAAAAAUCACUAGAAUCUCUGUGCAAUGAAUACAGAAGUAAAAUAUUUAAACAACUACAAAACGAUUUAAUUACGUACAUCUGCCAUCAAAAUGGGAACCACGUAAUACAAAAGUGCAUUGAGGUGUUGCCCUCUGGACACAUUGACACCAUCAUAAGUAACAUUGAAGAAUAUUUGCCUUUCUUAAGUUCACAUGCUUAUGGAUGCAGGAUCGUCCAACGCAUCUACGAAGUUGGUAAUACCAACCAGAUCAACAGAUUGAAUGAUAAAAUUGUAAAAAAAAUAUACUUGAUUAAAAACAGGUAUGGUAAUUACGUUAUUCAGAAAUGUUUUGAACAUUCCGACGACACCGUCAGGUUUAUCAUCACGGAUGAGAUUGUUAGCGAUAUAUACAAACUGUCUUCUCACAAGUAUGCCUGCAACAUAAUCGAGAAAAUCCUGCUUAAGAAGGAAUACAAAUAUAAGAAAAAAAUCAUCAAGAAAAUUGUGGAUGAUAUUUUGGAAGGGAACGAUAACAUCAUCACCAUUUGUAAAGAUUGCUACGGAAACUUCAUGAUGCAGAAACUUCUGACCACGUGCAGGCGGAAGGAGAGAUCCCUAAUUAUCAAAACGAUCAUAGAGAACAUCGACAAGCUCAAGGAUGAGACAUACGGAAAAUACAUCUUGAGAGCUAUAAGUAAUCUAGAAACGUAG